Messenger RNA from Dendrobium catenatum, 1911 nucleotides. Its product is annotated as BTB/POZ and MATH domain-containing protein 3. Gene Ontology annotation, molecular function: protein binding. The transcript has 4 exons. The record is from RefSeq and is a predicted model, not a curated record. The coding region runs from base 450 to 1670 and encodes 406 amino acids. Gene Ontology annotation, biological process: protein ubiquitination. Lineage: Eukaryota; Viridiplantae; Streptophyta; Magnoliopsida; Asparagales; Orchidaceae.
GCCCGCUCUCUUUCGCAAUUAUCCGCUCUCCUGAAGCGUCGCCAUCGCCACCUUCCGAAAGGAUUCCGGCGAUCGAUCUGUUUCCUACGUGCCGCCCUCUGAUAUAGGUGCGCAUUUUAUUGGGCAAUUCGAAUCUUAUAAAUUGUCGAUCCUAGGUCUAGGGUUCGGUAAAAUUUUGGAAUCCAUUUUUCAGCGUCAACGGAGAAGGUUAGGAUCAUCCUGCUAGGGCUCAAAAUUGGCAGUGAAUCUCAGAGUCGACGGACGGCUUUGCCUCACGACGGAGAAAUUCCAGCCGGCCUGCACUCCCGGCUCCAUCCUAUAUGAUAUGAUCUCUAUUGCUCGAAUUGAAGAAGAGAGAUCGGACCUCGUUCAACAGCUGGUAAGGUUUGGAUCUCGCCAGUUCUCUCGAUGAUCUCUAGCUAGGUUUCGCUGGCUAUAAUUCCGAUGAGAUGGAAAAGGCAGGGGGAGACCUUGGAGGCGCGGGAGGAGACAACGUCUCGCGGUCCAAGUCGGUGUGCGAGUCAGUGAAUGGCUCGCAUCGGUAUGUUAUCAAGGGUUACUCCCUGGCGAAGGGGAUGGGGCCAGGGAAGUACAUGACAAGCGAUACGUUUACGGUGGGGGGAUACCAGUGGGCUGUGUACUUCUAUCCAGAUGGGAAGAAUCUAGAAGACAAUUCGCUUUAUGUUUCGGUUUUUAUAGCGCUUGCCAGCGAGGGAACCGACGUGAGGGCGUUGUUUGAGCUCACAUUACUUGAUCAGAGCGGCAAAGGGAAUCACAAGGUGCAUAGCCACUUUGAUCGGGCGCUGGAGGGUGGCCCUUACACUCUGAAGUAUCGGGGGAGCAUGUGGGGUUACAAAAGGUUUUAUAGAAGAACAUCCUUGGAGGCAUCCGAUUACCUUAAAGAUGACUGUUUGGUCAUGCAAUGUACCGUUGGUGUUGUCAGGAACAAUCUUGUUACGGUGAGGCAGCUCACAAUUCCUGUUCCACCAUCAGAUAUGGGAUAUUCUCUUAAGGAGCUGCUUAAAUCUGGCCUUGGCUCGGAUAUCAUUUUUGAGGUUGGUGAUGAAACAUUUAAAGCUCAUAAACUUAUUCUUGCUGCUCGUUCUCCAGUGUUUAAAGCCCAUUUUUUUGGGCUAAUUGGGAAUCCAAAUGUGGAGAAGAUUGUAGUUGAGGAUGUGGAACCUCCUGUUUUCAAGGCCAUGCUUAUCUUUAUGUAUUCAGAUGAGCUCCCUGAUGUUGUUGAACUGAGCGGGUCAAUUUCAAUGUGUUCUACAAAUAUGGUUCAACAUCUAUUGGCGGCGGCUGAUAGAUAUGGACUUGAGCGGCUUAAACUAAUAUGUGAAGCCAAAUUAUGUGAAAAAAUCAAUGCUGAUACAGUAGCAUCUACAAUGGCCCUAGCAGAGCAGCAUCAUUGUGCGCACUUGAAGUCCGUCUGUCUGAAAUUUACUGCAGCUAGAGAAAAUUUGGAAGCUGUGCUGCAGACUGAAGGGUUCGAGUAUUUGGGGCAGUCGUGCCCAUCGCUGUUAUCUGACCUCUUAGCAACUGUAGCUGUGGUAGAGGAGGACUCUAGACCUGCAAGCAGGAAACGUGCUGCUACCACCAAUAUUGCUCUUAAUAUAACCGAUGGUGGUGUGGAUUCAAGUGGGAGGCAAACUCGGAGACGCCUUUAGCUAUCCAUCUCAGCUAUUCACUACUACUGCUUUCUUCACAGGGAUUUGUCUAAUCAUUCUGAUGGUAUAUUACUUUAUUUUUAUUUUUUUUUCUCCGAGGAAAGCGGCUUCUUCAAUAUUAUUUGAAUUUUAUGUCUUUGUAUGUGUAAAAAAAAAAGAAAAAAGAACUGUGCUCCCAGCUAGUUGAAUUACUUGAUAGGUACUGUUGGGGAAAGUGGAUAAUUCUCUCGUUUGGUAUCUA